ACAAAGGAAGCAUUUUAAAGAAAUUAUGAAAAACUAAACUAAAGUCAUCAUCUUAAGGCUAUUAUAUAGUUCUCUCCGUAUCAAACUGUCAUCAAAUCCAGCUUCUCUUCCCCAGCUUUUUUUCAAUGGCUGAUCACAAAGGUCGUUCUCAGCUUUCAUUUCCAGUACUCUGUCCUCGGAAGUAUGACGUCUUCUUGAGUUAUAGAGUUGAUGAUACGUCAAAAACUUUUGUAGAUCAUCUCUACUCAACACUUUGCCAAGUUUGGAUCAACACAUUCAGGUCUGAGGAUGAACAUGUUUCGUCUCAUGAAGUCCCGAAUGCAAUUGAAGGAUCAAUCAUUUUCAUAAUUGUUCUCUCAAGAAACUAUGCAUCAUCUAUAGAGUGUCUUAACGAGCUUUUGCAUAUUCUUGAACUCAAGAAGAAGUCCAGACGGUUAGUUCUUCCUAUAUUCUAUGAUGUUGAUCCUUCUGAUGUGCGUAAGCAAACUGGAAUCUUUGCUGAAGCUUUUGCAAGACAUAAAACUCCUUCUCAAUCAGAACAAAGCAUUCAACUCUGGGGAGCUGCACUCAAUCAAGUUGGUAAUUUAUAAGGGUGGGAUCUCCGAUAUGUUGAUGAAGGGUAAUAUUUCUUUUUAUAAUUUGAUUCUUAAUUUAUGGGUACUUCCAUUUUUUUUGGUUUUGGGGCGAUAAGAUCUGUUGAUACAAUUUGUUUUCUGAUUUCAGCUAAAGCAGACUGAAUAAGUACAAUGUCUUUCAAUUAUUUUUCUUUAUUUUUUGC
Nicotiana attenuata is the source of this 778-nucleotide messenger RNA. Its product is annotated as TMV resistance protein N-like. Gene Ontology annotation, biological process: signal transduction. Lineage: Eukaryota; Viridiplantae; Streptophyta; Magnoliopsida; Solanales; Solanaceae. The transcript has a single exon. The record is from RefSeq and is a predicted model, not a curated record. The coding region runs from base 126 to 590 and encodes 154 amino acids.